AUGAGACUCUCUACUCUGUUCCUCAUAGUUUUGACAACUGCGCCUGCACUCUCAGUUCAUGGACAGUGUAUGGUUUGUCCCGAUGGUCCCGAUUCCAGUGCUGCUGGGACUCCCGCUUGUACCAAUCUUGAUACUCGCUACAAGAAUAUUACCUUUGCCGAAGAAUGCGCUGGAAUCCAAAUGGCGUUCAUGCCCUCGUGCUGUCCUUCUCAAUUAGCGACCAUUGCCAAGGACAAUGCCUGUGGCUGGUGCACUAAUGGGGUAUCCGAGUUUGAUGCUGUAGUGGAAUUGCCAUUCUCGACGGAAUCUGUGACCUGUGGAGCUCUCAUGUUUGGGAUUCUUGGAACGCAAGUGGAUCCAGACGUCUGCACCUUUUACAAUAGUAUUGCUCCAAUUUGUUGUCCCAAUGGUGAAGAGUUUGCAAGAUGCGACUUUUGCCCAUUUGGAAUGGAUCAUCCCGACGUUGUUUUGCCAAGCAGUGAUGGCAGUUCUUGUCAAGAUAUCAAACGAUAUGCCGACCUUGUGUUUGAAGGAGAAAUGUGCGAGAAUUCGUUGAAACCGGUCGAGACCGUGUGCUGCCCCAGCACCACGGACAAUUUUGUUUGCGAUUACUGUUCUGGAGGUCUCGAGUUCCCUGACAAUAUGCUAGAUGACAGCAUUCAGUGUUCGGAACUCACACUCUUCUCCAAGCUUGCCAAUGAAACGCAAUGCGAGGAUAUCAAGAUUAGCGAAGCUCUGUGCUGCCCAUCCAGCACCACCAACUCCCUGCCACCCGUUACGGAAGGUGAUUAUUGCUACCUUUGUGGGAGCGCCGAGGUGGAAAUGAAGCGACCGGAGUAUCAACCUUUUGCCCUUGGAGAUUCUGUCAUGACAGAGGAUGACCUGAUGACUUGUGCCCAAAUUGAACAAGACAUGAAUGAUGACCGUCAGCCAGGAUCGUCUUGUAUGAAUGCCGUUGGAAGCUUUACGCUAUUUUUCUCUCCGUCGAUUUGCGGAUGUGGUGGCUUUGAACCUCCGAAUGCUUGUGACAUUUGCAAUGGUGGCACUGUGAACCGAGCCGCCAUGGCUCCCGGACAGAACUUUACUUGUGGGGAAGGAAUUGAUUUCUUGAAGCAUACUUCCGCUGCCUUUUGUGCGUCAGCAGAAGAUGUGGAUUUGGACGAGAUUAAUGCUGCUUGCUGCAUUUAUGAUGAUGCUGAUGCUGAUGACGGUGAUGGAGCUACCAACAAUUCAGGUGCUGAGAUUUACGGUCAGUGUGUGACGUGUCCAGGUGGCAUUGAGUUCCCUGAUGCUACUCCUAAUAAUAGCAAUGGCCUCACCUGCUCCACGAUUGACACAGCCUAUGCGAGUGUUGAUGAGGCCUCUUGCAAACAAUUCCAGUACAUUACCAUGCCAGCCUGUUGCCCAUCCCAGAUUCCAUUCAUUGCUCAAGGAAACGCUUGUGGAUGGUGCCCCAAUGGUGUGACCAACCUUCAAGGGCAGGUUGACCUUUCGGCGUUCCAAUCUGAUAUAGUCAGCUGUGGAGAGAUGAUGACAGUCGUGGCCUCUAGAGAUGAUCAGCCUGGAGUGUGUGAUAUCGCUCAAUCCACUGCGGAAAUUUGCUGCCCUGGAGACUCUGGAGGUACUGGUUUCGACUGUGAAUUCUGCACCAUGGGAGUGGAAUUCCCGGACCUGGUCGUUCCGGAAGCGGAAAACUUGACCUGUUUCCAGAUUGAAGCUGCUGCUAAGAUUGCCAAUGAAACCAUCUGCAGCACCUUGGUGCAACCGAUCGAAGGCGAAUGUUGCCCAAACUCUGUCAUUGCCCCAACCGAUCCUCCUGUAACUGCUAUGCCCGCACCAACCGACAUGCCUGUAACAAUGCCAACAGAUUUUCCCAUCCCGACUGAUCCCCCAUGUGUGUUCUGCCCUCUUGGUAUCGAGACAGAAGAGAUUGAUCUCUCCUUUCUGGAUAUUCUUGGUCUCCCCAUUCCCGGUGGUCUUCUGGGCAAUUUCACUUGUAGUGACUUGCAACUAAGUGCCGCCCUUUCCCCCAGUCUCGCAUGUGAUGACGACAUUAUACUGUUUGAAAAUUUCUGUUGUCCCAGCACAUCCGGUGGCUAUCAGUGCAAUUGGUGCCCAGGAGAUUUAGGAAUGGAAUUUCCCGAUCGCCAAGUCCCGUUGCUGGGCCUCGACCUUCCGGCUUUGACCUGCACCGAUAUUCUUUCCUUUAUUCCAGCCGUCACGACCAAGGAAACCUGCAGUGACUACCAGACAGCCGAAAGUAUCUGCUGUCCCACGACUGUGGGUGCCGUCCAAUGCGAUUUCUGCUCGGGACCCGGCGGGUUGGAGUUUCCAGAUCAAUCGAUUGAUGAUAGCGGACUCACCUGUACCGAUUUUGCCAGCUUCGCCCUGGGAGCCCCCAACGAAGACUUUUGCCAAAACAUUGAGGCUGCCCAAGGUCUAUGUUGUCCUGCGAGCAGCGGUGUCAGCCUUCCGCCGGUUGCAGAGGGCGAGUACUGCUACAUUUGUGGAAAUGCCGAUGUGGUAAUGACGAAGCCUGACUACCAACCCUAUGCGUUUGGUGGCGCUGAAGACCCAGAUGAUUUGGUUACUUGUGCUGAGAUUGAAGCACUGAUCAAUGAAGAACGUGGCUCGGAAGAGUCCUGUGGAAGUGCGAUUGCUAGCUUUACUUUUCUCUUUUCUCCGUCCAUCUGUGGUUGUGCUGGAGUUGAACCACCAAACGUUUGUGGGUUUUGUGAAGGAAAAAGUGUGAAGCGUGAUGUAGUGCUCCCUGAAGAAAAUGUCACUUGCGGAGAUGCCUAUGACUUUGUCCAACAUUUUACUUCUUCUAUUGCCUGCGAUGGCGCAAACACGGAAUUUGGUGAAGCGGAGAGAAUCUGUUGCGGUGACGAGUUGGAACAAGGAGGUGGAGAUGGAGGUUCAGAGUCGGCUGCUAGGUCUUCUGGAGCUGGGCUCUUUUUUGUUUAUGCAUCCUUUGUCGUUGGGUUUGUAUUGCCCUAA
This is a messenger RNA of Cylindrotheca closterium, 3000 nucleotides long. Lineage: Eukaryota; Bacillariophyta; Bacillariophyceae; Bacillariales; Bacillariaceae. The record is from the annotation of a GenBank genome assembly.